UUAUUACAAAUACUUGGUCAUUAAACGGUUCUACUCAAUGUUUUAGUAUUUGAUAUGACUUAAGUCAGUGGUGUACGACAAGCUAACUAGUUAAUAUAAAGGAAAAAUAAAUUAAAAAUAUGAAUUGAUAUUUCCACACAGGGUGCCUAACAGAGAUUGAGAGCUACAAUUCUAUUGGACCAUUCAUUUCAAAGUCUUGCGCUCAUUGGUUAAAUAUGGUAGAUACAGAGUUAAUAAAACGGGGGUCUCUAGAGCGUCAUUUUUGUAUUAAUCUUGCAAUCAUAUCAUCAUGUCUGGUCGUGGUAAAGGUGGCAAAGUUAAGGGAAAGAGCAAGACUCGAUCCAGUCGUGCUGGUCUUCAAUUUCCUGUUGGUCGUAUUCAUCGUCUUUUGCGAAAAGGAAAUUAUGCUGAAAGAGUAGGUGCCGGCGCUCCCGUCUAUCUUGCUGCAGUUUUAGAAUACUUGGCUGCUGAGGUUCUGGAGUUGGCUGGUAAUGCAGCUCGAGAUAACAAGAAGACCAGAAUCAUUCCUAGACAUCUUCAGCUGGCUAUAAGAAACGACGAGGAAUUAAAUAAACUGCUCUCUGGUGUCACUAUUGCACAGGGUGGAGUGCUUCCCAAUAUCCAGGCUGUACUACUCCCAAAAAAGACAGAAAAGAAAGCAUAACUUAUCCUUGACAUUGCCACCCACCCUCAAAAAAAGGCCCUUUUAAGGGCCAAAAAAUAUACCAAAAAGAAAAUGCUUAAUUGCUUGAAUUAGAAAGAGGCGACACAUGUACAAUUGUGUAUUUUUCUGUUUCUUUAUCAUAUGUUCUAUAAGAUCUAAUUUUAAUACAAUGUUGAGAGUAACAGACAUUUGCAUCCAUUAUGAUGCAAAUAUUUAAGGAGGAACUUAAAGGAAUUAAAAUUAAAUGUCUCCCAAAAAUUCAUAUUUUAAUCGUAUAUAAACAAUGUUUUAAAACACA
Molecule: messenger RNA, 962 nt
Organism: Stegodyphus dumicola
Lineage: Eukaryota; Metazoa; Arthropoda; Arachnida; Araneae; Eresidae
Product: histone H2A
Cellular component (GO): nucleosome
Molecular function (GO): protein heterodimerization activity; DNA binding; structural constituent of chromatin
Source: RefSeq, a predicted model, not a curated record